This is a messenger RNA of Aedes aegypti (yellow fever mosquito), 3527 nucleotides long. Its product is annotated as photoreceptor-specific nuclear receptor. The record is from RefSeq and is a predicted model, not a curated record. Gene Ontology annotation, molecular function: nuclear receptor activity; zinc ion binding; RNA polymerase II cis-regulatory region sequence-specific DNA binding. The coding region runs from base 1027 to 2949 and encodes 640 amino acids. Lineage: Eukaryota; Metazoa; Arthropoda; Insecta; Diptera; Culicidae. Gene Ontology annotation, biological process: positive regulation of transcription by RNA polymerase II; cell differentiation; anatomical structure development. The transcript is spliced from 11 exons.
GGGUGAUUCUGCCUUGCCAGAGCCCACCAUUUGUGUCGUCGGAGAUACGCGUCAGAACGGGACGGAAGUUGGCUGAGAUGAGACAAAAUCACCACACCACCACACACAGGUUAACAUCCACGGAGAGGAGGAGUUAGCCGUUGAUGUUGCUGCAGCUGGAUGGUGUUGCGGCUUAUGGCAAAAGUAAAAAAUGUGGAAUUUCGACAUCAAGUAGGACGAAUCAUAAAUUCUCCUCCGCUAUUGCAUGCGUUUUCCCUGAUCUCCGGGAGAUGAUGAUGACGGUAUCGGUGGUGAUGUAUAGAAACGGUAGUGGCCUUCCGCGAGGGUUCCUCACAUGACGACAUGGUUGUUGUUAUCGAAUUAACGGAGUGAUUUUUAGUCGCUGAACGGAUCUCGAGAAGUGCGCGUACGGAAUUUAUCGGCUGCUGCAAAUCGUUGCAGUCCAGUGUACUUGUGGAUCAACGCUGCUUUCACCGUUAGACAAAAAAAAAAAGAGCUAAGUCCAACCGAACGGUACAAGAGAGCUCUUUGGAUGCAGAAAAAGUGCAAUCGCUUAGCGAGGAAAAAAUCGCACCGGCAACGUUUGACAAGAACUGUGACGGCGUCCAGAAGGACGACGUUGCGUUGGUGAAGUGCCUGGAUGUGCGGUCAUAGCGAUACUCUGCCAGGACAAGUGCAAAGUUAAUUGAAUUUUUCGAUUUAUCGUGGUAGUCGUUUGGUGGAUGCACUUUCCGCGAAGCUUUUCACUCUGCUGGUCGCGGUUUUGAUCGUGUGAUGUGACAGUGGUUGAGCCAUCUUCAAUUAAUGUGUGCAAUUGGAAAGGAUUAACGACGUGACGUGUGCACAUGUGUGAAACAGUCAGUGCCUUUCGUAUCUAACGGCGAGGAAAAAAGGUCGAACGUUGUUCGAUAACAACGAGAAGUGUUCACGGUGCAUCGUCAAAGAUCAGAUGAGAUAAUUUCGUUCGAUAAUUUGGAGUGCAGGAAAAAAAGUGUCGCGUUUUAGUGGUGCACUAACAACAAAUGAAUGUUUUCGUUUCGCAACAUGGAGGGAUCGACGGUUUUGCAGGAUUCUAAGCAAGGUUUCAACAAGACAUCGAUUGCCGAUUUCUACGACAAAUUGGAAAAGGACGAAAAUGGCCUUCAGAGUGGACGAGGAUUUGGCAUUCCAGACGACACAAGCCAUUCAGCUUUGGCACGGGCGGAAAAUGGACUCUCCGGAAAGACAGAUCAUCGGAGCUCGCCCAUAUCGUGCUACUCUCCGCAGAAUCGAUUGUUGCCUUGGCCCUCGCAGCAUCUGACUCCAGUUAGCGAGGGCGGUAGUGCCAGUGCCCGGAAAGCGCAGAACCUUGGCCUGAUUUGUGUGGUUUGUGGUGAUACCAGUUCCGGAAAACACUACGGAAUUCUUGCCUGCAAUGGAUGUUCUGGAUUCUUCAAGCGCAGCGUUCGCAGAAAACUGAUCUACAGGUGCCAGGCUGGAACUGGUAACUGUACAGUGGACAAGGCGCACCGGAAUCAGUGUCAAGCAUGUCGGUUGAAAAAGUGUCUUAACAUGGGAAUGAAUAAGGAUGCAGUCCAAAAUGAGCGUCAACCACGUAAUACGGCAACAAUCAGACCGGAGGCGCUGCGUGAUAUGGAACAAGGACGUGCCCUACGGGAAGCUGCGGUCGCGGUUGGAGUUUUUGGCCCGCCGGUAUCCCUCGCCCUGCUCUCACCGUCGCGCUACGGUCCCAGCAUCCUGCCAGCCCCAGCGCUUCCAACCAGUCAGUUCCUACACCAUCAUAGCCAAGUUUCGUCGCUGGUCAACAGCUUACCGCAUCACCACCCGCACCAUCCGCACCACGCCAUGCACGGCCUAGCCAACGGACUCUCGCUGGGUCUGAAUGGAGUCAGCGUGGCGAGCCAUAAUGCAUCAGCGGCGGCAGCAGCUGCAGCCAUCGUCAGUGCCAAUAGUAACAACAGCAACAACAACAACAGCCCCCUAGUUAGCAACAACAACCUUAGCUCGACGGAGAAUCUCAACGCCACUCAAUCGUCGAACCAUUCGAACACCAGUGAACAGCACUCGCCCAGUGGGGGUGGAUCUCCGGCGCAUCAAAACUCGAACGGGGGCUGUCCGAAUAGCACCGGUGGGGGAACCGGUCAGGAUAACUCUCCGGUCAAACAGCAUACCCAUAGCACGUCUUCGUGCGGGUCAGCAAGUCCGAUCCUUCAAGAGGACACCGCCAACGAUAAUGAUGAUGAUUCGAUUGACGUUACAAAUGAUGAAGAUGCGGAACCGGUGCAGAGUAAUGUUACCAUCCCAAGUUUGGUGAAUCACCCGCUUUAUGGUCAAAGUCCGAUGUUCAACUUCCAGGAAACCAUUUAUGAGACCAGCGCGAGGCUACUUUUUAUGGCCGUUAAGUGGGCCAAAAAUUUGCCCAGCUUUGCUAGUUUAACUUUUAGGGAUCAGGUUAUCCUGCUAGAAGAAUCUUGGUCAGAACUGUUCCUGCUGAAUGCUAUCCAAUGGUGCAUGCCAAUCGACACUUCAGCUUGUACGUUAUUUUCGCUAAACGAACACUGUUCCAGCGUUAAUAAUUCCGGAGUUUUUAAACCAGGACAGCUUGCACAAGAUUUGCGGGUAUUGAACGACACACUUUGCCGUUUCAAAUCAGUAAUGGUAGACCCGGCAGAGUUUGCUUGCAUGAAAGCCAUCGUUCUGUUUCGUUCCGAGGCUCGUGGUUUGAAGGAUCCAGUUCAAAUCGAAAAUCUACAAGAUCAAGCUCAGGUCAUGCUAGCGCAGCAUUCCCGCACUCAAUUCCCUGGCCAGAUUGCCCGGUUCGGUCGGCUGCUGCUGAUGCUGCCACUGCUUCGAAUCAUCAAUUCGCACAAAAUCGAAUCGAUUUACUUUCAAAAAACAAUCGGAAACACUCCCAUGGAGAAAGUUCUAUGUGAUAUGUACAAAAAUUAGCGAGCAAACCUCGUCCUGUUACUGGCACAGAUCUGUGAAUAUAGAAUUAGUUUAGGCUAAAAUGCACACCGGCUCCAAAACGCAAAUUGCACACCGACUGCUAAAAAUGCACAUUAACCCACUCAACGCCAGCACAGAAUGUGUGGCAAGUGAAUCGAGAGACAGAUUCAAUUAUAGGCUUACCGAGGGACGUUUGUCAAUUUUCAUAACGUUUUCUACCGGCCUUGCAUGCGGGGAAGUAACUGAAAGUGGAAAAAAACGUUGCAGAUAUCUAAAUUGGCGGUUUUGCGUAAUUAUUAGAGUUUGGUUUCAUUUUUUUUUUUGCUCAACCACACCAAGCGUAAUCGUUAUUUAGGAAUCUAGCCACACGGUCAACAAGCCUUCAGAUUUGUUUCAUAAUAUCGAUGGAAAAUAUUUUAAUAUGCGCAAAUAUUGAUGCAUCCUAAUAUUAUGAAAUAAGAUGUUCAAAUAUGCGUUUAUCUUGCCAUAAAUACGUUUCGAGCUGACAAUUUAUUAUAAUUAUCUACACUGCCCAUACUUGUAUAACAGUCCCAUAUUCUAUGGGAUUUCCUAUAUAU